Molecule: messenger RNA, 633 nt
Organism: Prorocentrum cordatum
Lineage: Eukaryota; Dinophyceae; Prorocentrales; Prorocentraceae
Source: the annotation of a GenBank genome assembly
GGCGGCGAGGAGCGAGAAGUUGAGGCAGUUGGGCCCGUCGGGCGCCCACGUCGUGGUGGGCACGCCGAAGAGGGUGCACGACAUGGCGUCCAAGGGCCAGCUGUCCCUGCUCCGCGUGACGCUCCUUGUGCUCGACGGCGCGGACCGCCUGCUCGACAAGGCCACGCUGGCCGAGGUGCGGGAGCUGCACGGCUGGAUCCGCCCCGAGCGGCAGACGGUGCUCGUGGCGGCGACGUGGCCCAGGCAGCUGCACCUGCUGGCGGGCGACCUCUGCUACGCGGCUGGCCUGCCGGUCCGCGUCAGCGCCUCCGGCGCCACUGCGGCAGCGCCGGCCUCCAAGAAGGCGGGCGCGCGCGCCGCCUCCGUGGGCGCGUCGACACCCGUGCCGGACGCCGGCUUCGAGGAGGUCGAGCUCGAGGAUGAGGCCGAGCAGGUGGCCGCCGCCCCUGGCGACCCCGCGUGCGACGACGACUUCCCCGACGACUGGGAGGCCUCGCUGGCUUGAGGCCGCCCGGCAGCGGCUCUCGGCGCCGUCCGCGGGGGGAGGCGCGGCGCGCGCGCGAGAGGCACGGCGGUGGAGCGCUCGGGCGGGGCGGCUGCAAAACGUCCGGCGAGCAGCGGCCAUCUCUCGAC